This is a messenger RNA of Ciona intestinalis (vase tunicate), 3491 nucleotides long. NCBI's taxonomy places the organism in Eukaryota, Metazoa, Chordata, Ascidiacea, Phlebobranchia, Cionidae. The record is from RefSeq and is a predicted model, not a curated record.
UUUCGAACAGGGUUUUAGAUAACAAAUUUCGCUUUUAACUCAGCAUGUUUUAGCAUUAUAAUAUUGUAGUAUAGGAACAUGGGUAAAACAUUGUCGUUGCUUAUUUUAAGUGGAACAAAAAUAGAAGGACACAGUGCAGAUCAAGUGUACCAAUCAAAUUUGGACUAUGCGAAAAUAUUUGUCAAGCGUUAUGAGGCAGCAUACAUGUGGUUUUACUUACAAAAAGUAAAUCGCGAAUACAGUGGAAAAGAUGGAUGUCAGAAAUGGCAGCUGCGACAAAGAAAUUGGCAAAGUUAUAACAGACCAAUUAAGCAGGGCAGCUUAUACGUAUUAUCAAAGAACACUGGCAAAAAAUGGAAGCAGUUAUACUGCGUGUUACACUCAAAUUAUACACUGGAAUUUUACAAGUCAAAAGAGGAUUAUGAGCAAAGUAAUGGUCAACUAUUCAAUGCUAAAUACAGUGGAUAUAAAGUCCUUACAGACGUGGACACUUAUCUGCAUAAGAAACUAGAAAUUUCAUGUUGUGAAUUUGGUUAUGUCAACCAAGACCUUGUUGCGUUUUCUCGCAAAGUCACUAUGAUUGGACGGGCCGGAAAAAGGCCGACUCAGCAUAUUUUUUCGGCGAGUCACACUUGGCGAGCGACUACGUACUUUGCAGCUGAAACUGCGAUCGAAAAAGAAAGCUGGGUGCGCGUUUUAAGGGACGCCAUUCGCCACUUAGAAGGGGUUCACAAUAAGGACGAAGUGGGAAAUGACGCGUUCAUGUUCGCGAUAGAACAAUCCAUAAGGUUACAAGAGUUUGCCGUUGACCGUUCUUUACUAUCUGGUACACAAGAAGAGAUUCUUGCAGACAUGAUGAUAGAAAUACAAUCUCAAGAUUGUAAAGUAGUUUUGCUGCCCCAUAUUACUGGAGGAUUAGUUACUAAGUAUAAAACAUGGAACUUUAUCAUGUUCGAGACUUAUAAAUGGAUGAAGAAAAUAAUUGGUUUGGAAUAUACACAACAGCGCUUGGAAGCAGAAAUAAGAUGCAAAGAACAACGCGUUAACAUGAUAGCAAAAAUGCCAGAAAUUUUUGACACUUAUGAAAACUGUGCAAAAGCUAUUGAAGGUGAAUUAGUUGAGUGCUUUGACUCUGUGUUAAAAAGUGAAAUUCUACCCCAUGUUCCAAGAGUUAUAUCAACUUUGUAUGAUUCUCUAAUGGGCCCUAUUCGUGGAGCGCGGGAAUUAUUUGUUACUUUGGUUGAAGGUGUUGUGAGGAAAAUUUCAACGUCGUCGCCCGAUUUUGUGAACAAUAUCGACCAAUAUUUUCUAUCUACACUUGACUACGCCCCAAGAAACCCAGAAUUCAUGCAUCCCACUUCAAACACAAAUAUGAUUGCACUGUCUCAAAUUCAAGCUGUUUUCCCAGAGUCAAAUCUUACUCCAUUUUUGCUGAGUAUAUACACACACCAACAAAAACUAUUAGAUUCUGCCAUAUGUACAUUUGAGGCUUUGUGUGGGGAUGCUGUCACUGUAGGAAACGGAAAACUGACCAAAUCUCUGGUAACCAAAAUACAAGCCAGAGUUUUAAAGAAACUUGAUUUUGAUAUUCUUUUGGCACAAAAGAGAUUAUUCCGAUCAGUUAUUCAGUCAGCUACCAUGGAACAUACUCGAGCUGCUAUAGAACAUGCAUGCAAAGGGAAAAUGUCCGGGUUUGAAUAUUUGAUCGAUCCGUCUCUUUCCACAUUUAUGCCGAUUAAUAAUGUCUUUACCAGCGUGCUGACUAAGCAUUUUAAUGACCUCUUUGAGCCAGUGUUAAAAUCCAGUUUAAAGGCGCUGAACAUGUCCAAAGCUUGCCGUUCAUCAAGUCAGUAUAGUCCCAUAUCAUCAUGUAUUACAGACGAAGACACUAAACCUUCACCAGCAGUUAUAAAAAGGACCUCCCAAGAAGUAUUUGAAGAUCUGCCCGUAUUUUCUGAUGUCAUGGACGGAGAGACAGGAGAAGCGUUUACUCCUGAUUAUAAGGAAGAAACAGGCGAAGAGCAAAGAGUAGGAGGAUUUGAAUAUAAUAAAGAAACAAAGGAAGAAGUGAGAGAGAAGAGAAAUGAGAAUUUUGAGGAUAAUGGUUCUCCUGAUAGCGGAAUUUUAACGAUUUCAACUCUAAAUGGCGAAGAAAAUGUUACGAGCGCAAAUUUCGAUUUCGAAAUACCGGAAAAAGUUGAAAAUGAAGUCGCAUUAACAGAAAAUGAGUUAGAAGCCAUGGAAGUUUUGGGCAACGAGCAUAAAGAUCAUAUUUCAACUUCCGAAACUUUAGGAGAUGUUUUAGUUAAUGGAGAGAAUGAUUUUAGGUGCGCUGGAAAUGGUUUUGUGGAAAAUGUUAAUUUAAUGUAUGAUGAACAAGGGGAAUUAAUACAUAUGGAUUCGUGAGCGUUUAAAUGGACCCCAUGCUGUGCCAAGCUGCCCAAUUUUUUUUAUCGCAAAACUUUUAAGUAUAUUGCAGUGUUUUUGUGGUACAGUGGUUAUUACACCUGCCUCUAGCCAAGAGGGCACAGGUUCAAAACUCGAUGCUGCUACCAUUGUGGGUGUAUGUGUUUAAAAAAAUUUAAAAAUUGCUGCGAAAAAAUAGUUACCAAAAAACUACAUACAUGGUAAUUUGUAAGUGGGCACGAGGUGUAUGAAACAGAACACCAGUGUUAUAACGUCUGUCAUUACCCUGCCAUAUGAAGAUAAAUAUGUUACAUUCAUUCAUUCCAUAAAUUUUUUCUGGCAUAGCAUAUUGUCGGAACAGCAGCACCGAGAUUUGAACCAAGUACCUUUUGCUUUUAAACAGUUUUUACAUGACAUACCAGUUACACAUUUUAAAAGCUUGCUUGUUGUAUUUAAAACUGUGACAAAAUGAGAUUUCCGUGAGCCAUUCUUAAUGUUAAUGCCUUUUUUCCAUGCAUUUCUCUUGACUAUUGUUUUUGUAUUGGUUUGUGAUUAUUACAUAUUGCGCAAUGUUAUUGAAAUGUAUUAUUUUGAGACUUGGCCUGUUAUAUUUUGCCUUGGGCACUAAAUGAACUCAAGACUAUGACGCGAAUCUGUGAACUUGUCGGUUUUGUGACGUCACAAUGGCGCAAAUAGCGUCUAAAACAAAAUCGUACAAAAAACGUUUUUCCGACGUUUUUUUACAGAUCAUUUCUCUUCGAAUACGAUAGCAAAGAUCAAAUUAAUUAAAACAGUGAAGAGAAGGGAAUUAGCAGCGGACGACAGUCGUUAAAACACGCUAAAAAACGUUAAAAAAGCGUGACUGCUAAACCCACAAAACAAUUACAUAUGUGGUAACUCGUAAGCUGACAUAAGGUGUAGGAAACAGAACACCAAUGUUAUAACGACUGUAGUUGCCUUGCCACGUGAGGAUAAACAAGUUACAUGUUUUUAGAGACUCUACACAUUCACAAACACCGAGAAUGUGUCAACAACAAAGAACAAUGCACCUAUUUCCCCACAGUUUACAACAACCUGAUAUAAAA